CAAAAGCGAACGAUGGCGGUACAGAAAAAUGUUGAGUCUGCUUCAUGAAAGAUUUUUACAGUAAAUCCGUACAGCUUCUGGCAUUCGUCACUGUAUCAUCCCUAAAGGUACGAAUAGCUUCGAGUUUGCGCUCUCCUUCGCUUCGAUGGCACGAUCGGUACCGCAGGAAUGUCGCACGCAACCUCGGCGUUGUCCCAUCCUCGGACGAUCCGCAUAGUGCACCGGACGCCGUGGCCAACCUUAUGCUAUUGGCGUCGCGACACUGCACCUCUCAAGCUUUGUACAUUGCGGUGCAACUGCGCAUCCCGGAUAUAAUUGGAAUAUCUCAUUGUAAGUCUCUUUCCGCCAUUUCGGCCCGGAUAACGCGAGAGCAACAAGCAGUGGCCCCAAACAACAAUAUUGAUUCAGAUGCGUUGCUCCGAGUCUUGCGUCUUUUGGCCUUGGAAGGAAUACUCCAUGAAGUGAGAAUGAGCGGAGAAUGGGCCUUCUCGUUGACUGCGACGGGCGCGCUUUUGCGGCAACCGACGGCGACAGCACAACAAAUGAGUGAGCAUACUCAGCAGGAGGCGUCUUGGGCAAGCUUGAUACAGCAUUGGAUGGAGCCCCCAUUGUGGAACGCCUGGACUGGGAUGCCGUCCUAUCUGGUUACUCAGCACCAAAUUUGUGAUCACCCAAAGACGACUCCGUUCGCCAUUGCCAACGGUAUAGCCGUUGACGAAUUCUACGGCCGCCGGGAGAAUUGUGAUUCACUCCGCUACGCCAACGCCUUUGUGGGCCUCGUUACGGAUUUGGAACUCCAAGCCUGCGUCGAAGGGUUUGAUUGGCAAACUUUGUCGGCCAAGUCGGUUGUUGAUUUGGGCGGUCACGAUGGAGCCGUCAUGAAAGCAGUCCAGGGUGCAUAUCCUGACGUCACUUGUUUCUCGUUGGACCGACCCUCCGUCGUUGAGCUGCUUUCCACACCAUCUACCAGUGUUACUUUGUUGGGAGGAAAUUUGUUCAACUCUUCCACUUCCCCCCAACCGACGCAAUUUUCAUGAAACACGUUGUCUUUUGUGAUUGGGAUGACGUUUCUUCGAUGCAAAUUCUGCAAGCUUGCCAUGCAUCAUUACCAGCGAGCGGCAAAUUGAUAAUUGCUGAAGCCGUCCUCCCGAAUUGUGGACUAAGUUCCAGGAGCACAAUG
Molecule: messenger RNA, 1180 nt
Organism: Phaeodactylum tricornutum CCAP 1055/1
Lineage: Eukaryota; Bacillariophyta; Bacillariophyceae; Surirellales; Neidiaceae
Exons: 1
Coding region: 45-1037 (330 amino acids)
Molecular function (GO): O-methyltransferase activity
Source: RefSeq, a predicted model, not a curated record